Molecule: messenger RNA, 1524 nt
Organism: Fopius arisanus
Lineage: Eukaryota; Metazoa; Arthropoda; Insecta; Hymenoptera; Braconidae
Exons: 2
Coding region: 52-1341 (429 amino acids)
Source: RefSeq, a predicted model, not a curated record
UUUAGAAAAAUCUGUUGCUCCAGUCCUGAGGAAUUCCUCGCAGCCGCAACAAUGGCGUCUCCGACGCUCGUCUGCCUGUUUUGGCUAUUCACUCGAGCACUUGGUUCCCACCCGGUGAUGACGCACACCUCGAUGGACGUGGGUAACAUAAUCUCCAUAAUCAUCCCCGAGAGUCCCGACACGACAAUAAACAUCGACCAACUGACGACGGAUUUUCGUCGUCAACUGGAACGAAUCCACAAACAGAGUCGGGUCAACAAGUUUGAGCACGGCUUGGUGACCUUGAAGAAUGUCCUACCAGAGAUGUCACGAGAGGAGAAGAAAAAAUCGAUUCCCCUCAUCCGAAAGGUUUUGGAAACACGUCAGAAGGCCCCGAGGAACUCGACGAAGGAAUCGUCGCGGAAAAAGAUUCAAAAGGGUAAGAACUCUCGCCCCAAGGGCACCACCAAGGGCAAACCAAAGCCAACGCGCAGUUCCAAGGUCAAAUCAAGAUCAAGGUCAACGAAAAGACCACCAAAGGAGCGAAAACCGGUGAAGAAACCAGAGGCUUACGUCGUGGAAGAUGUUGACGAGUCGUCGACCCCUGGAGGAAGCAUUAAUGAUCAUUUCGAGAGGCAGUGGUUCAAGGACGAUUACUCCACGGAUGAGCCUCGGAGUGGAUCGAUAGGAAAUCAGGGUGGUGGAGGAUCUGAUGAUCAUUCAACGGAUUUCUAUAGGGGUGAGGACCCCCCGAGGCAGUCGUGGGAGAGAGACAUUAAUCGGACAAAUCGACGUGCCUCGCAGGUCCCCUGUUCCGGAGGGGUGGAGGAACCUCAAGGACAAAAGGACUCUCGGGGAUUUGACAGUGGGCCGAAGAGUGAUUGUGAGAGGGGAUUCGACGCUGAUGGCAUGCCCAUUAGCUGCUACAAUGGAAAUGACGAAUCGGUUAAUGGGAGGACGGUUAAUUAUCCCGCGGAUAUUCAUUACUCCCGGCAUGACGACGAACUCAAGGAGCUCGAGAGAAUUCUGGAGAACCCCCAGGAAUCCCUGCAGAUGGUCAACUUGAGCCGAAGGGCGGAUCCUCCAGGAAGGGGUUCACAGGGGGACCCUGGGACUCGGGAACACAAGGGAUUUUACGCGAGACGGAAUUACGUCGCGGAGGAACAGGAACCGGUUCCGUACUCCAGGGAUCUGGAUGUCAUUGCCAAGGUUGGAAGACAGCUCGGGGAUUUUGGGAACAAGAAUUUUGAAAUUAGGAUUCAGAGGGCGGUGGAUAAUCAUCUGGUUGGAAGAGGUGGAAUUAAGUCAGGGGGUCGCGGGGGGCGUCAGAAAAUUAACCAGAAGAGGUCCUGGAAAGCGUGAUAUAUUUGUCCUUGAGGGAUCCUUGAAUUGGUUAGGAAGAGACCGACGAGUCAUGGUCGGAAAAAAAAUUAUUUCUAAUUCAAUUUAUUUGACAAACAAAAAUCGGCGUCAGCUGAGAAUUUUUAUCGAAUUAAAAUAAGUUGAUAAUUGUUUUAAUUGAAAUAAUAACUUUAUGCUGUUUUC